Messenger RNA from Triplophysa rosa, 2032 nucleotides. RefSeq names its product empty spiracles homeobox 2 (gene emx2). Gene Ontology annotation, biological process: brain development; regulation of DNA-templated transcription; neuron differentiation. NCBI's taxonomy places the organism in Eukaryota, Metazoa, Chordata, Actinopteri, Cypriniformes, Nemacheilidae. The transcript is spliced from 3 exons. The coding region runs from base 277 to 1020 and encodes 247 amino acids. The record is from RefSeq and is a predicted model, not a curated record. Gene Ontology annotation, molecular function: DNA binding; DNA-binding transcription factor activity, RNA polymerase II-specific.
UCAGAGGAAACUGUUUAUGUGACUCCAGAGCUAAUUAGGCUCAUGAACUAACAAAUCGCUAGCACAACUGGUGGGGAACCGAUCACAUUCAUGGAUUGCUUGGAGAAGUCGGCAACCUCCAUCACGAUGCGCGGUUCUGUGUGCUUUUAAAAGAUUUUCUACUCUUCUUGAGCCGCCACUAACUUGCUGACAAAACUUUGUCUUGGGUGUGGAGUAUUUUUAGUGCAAACUCGUGUGCCAUUUUCACUUAAACUGGGGAAUCCUGACCGGUGAACCAUGUUUCAACCCACACCGAAGAGGUGUUUUACCAUAGAGUCUUUGGUAGCGAAGGAUAAUCCUUUGCCAGCGUCGAGAUCCGAGGAGCCCAUUCGACCAGCGGCUCUCAGCUAUGCAAACUCAAGCCAGAUGAAUCCAUUUUUAAACGGCUUUCAUUCCAGCGGCAGGGGCGUCUACUCAAACCCGGACUUGAUGUUCGCUGAAGCUGUUUCACAUCCUCCUAACUCCGCCGUCCCAGUCCAUUCAGUACCUCCUCCUCACGCUUUGGCUGCUCACCCGCUGUCGUCCUCUCACAGUCCGCACCCUCUUUUCGCAAGCCAGCAAAGGGACCCUUCAACUUUUUACCCGUGGUUGAUACAUAGAUAUAGAUACUUGGGUCACAGAUUUCAAGGCAACGAAACGAGUCCGGAAAGCUUCCUAUUGCACAAUGCACUGGCAAGAAAGCCCAAAAGGAUUCGGACAGCAUUUUCACCAUCACAGCUACUACGGCUUGAACAUGCUUUUGAAAAAAAUCAUUACGUCGUCGGUGCAGAACGAAAACAGCUCGCUCACACCCUUAGCCUCACAGAAACUCAGGUAAAAGUUUGGUUCCAGAAUCGAAGGACGAAGUUUAAGCGACAGAAACUGGAGGAAGAAGGAUCGGAUUCACAACAGAAAAAGAAAGGAACUCAUCAUAUAAACCGAUGGAGAAUGGCCACAAAACAAGGAAGUCCUGAGGAAAUUGACGUCACCUCAGACGAUUAAAAGACUUAAACUGUUUGAACCCAGGACAGUGGCGUGGCUUGAAGGAUGUCACGGAUAAGGAUGCUGUGUACUGACAGAGGGAGAGGGUAAAGCCAAUAUCACAUUUGAUUCUUCGAGAUCGGCAGCUUGAGGGUGAGAGAUCCUGUUGGUGGCACUGCUGUCACUACAAGGGAACUGUCAAUACGUUUUACAUUGCCAAGGCAAGGUGAUUGACAGGUAUUACAUGCAGCCCCCAAACCCCCCAUCACAACACUACCCGCACCACCUCAUCACCACUAUAACAAAACAUAGCUCAAAUGCGCAUAGGACAUUUGCACUUCUGAAGGGGGUUUCUCUAAUUUUAUUUUUUCAAGACGUGAACCUUCCACUUCAAGAUACCAAAAUAUACAACUGUUUUUGUAAAACUUGAAUUGCAUGGUAGAGCAAUUGAUUUUUUGGUAGGUUAAUUAAUUUGACUUUUUUUCAAAGUAACUUUGUUUUGAUUCUAUUUUUAAUCUGAACAAAAGAUGUUGUGUGCUUGUUCCUUUUUUACAACAGUGUGCAGUCUUUGAAUUUAUGAUUCUCGUGUUAAAGUGAUUGUGAAAACAAUAUGAAGUAGCAGUGCUGCGUUAUAGUGUUUUAUGGAGUAAACCGAUUAAAAAAGUUUAUUAAAGUUUACCACAGACAAUAAUAAUUAUAAUAAAAAAAAUCCAUGACAUUCCUUAAAAAAUUAAGCUUUACCAUGACUCCGUAAUCUUGGUGCGAAUAUAUUAUCGGGACUCGCCCCUCCUAUAAAGAGUUGCCUCGAAGGAUUAAUGCAAGAAUUGACGGCCGCCUAGGCAGCAAAACUUCAAGCACUGAGCGUAUUCCAUGUAUAGAGAUAAUAAAAGCUAAUGUUUAUGUUAAAUCGUCUUUUACAAGAAUGUAAAUAAUUUUGUGUUUGUGUUAAGUUUGCUACAAUUUUAACACAAAGUAUACUUCCAAGAAGUAUGUAAUUGUCAAUAUUUUGUCAAUAAAGUUUUAUCAAUAUGUU